Oryzias latipes (Japanese medaka) is the source of this 1149-nucleotide messenger RNA. The record is from RefSeq and is a predicted model, not a curated record. Lineage: Eukaryota; Metazoa; Chordata; Actinopteri; Beloniformes; Adrianichthyidae.
GUAUCAUUUUCACAGAAGGAUUUAAAGUAGGCUAAUCUUCAAAGAUGAUUGGCUUCAAGAGGUGUUUUCUCACAGAGCCUGGUGGCUCUUUGUGCUGAAGUGACACCGAUGCUGAGAUGUGUCCUCUCGAAGACCAGGAUGAAGCUGGAGGUGAUGGUGUUAACGUCGAUGCUCCACAUUCUGGAAAAAAAAACUGAAGCUGACUGACUGUCCAAAGUGUGUCACUUUGAAAAUGCAGGCAAGGAUUUUGGGAACAAUUAAAAAAUAAUCCCAAAACCACGUUCCUGAGGCUUGAAAGAGGCUUGUUGGCAGUGGGAAGGAAGAGGGUGGUGCAAGAGAUCAUUUCAAUUAAAACAUUAGAUUCGUCAGGUAAUUGGAUUACAAAGAGAUUGGUUCAAAUUGGGACUUUGCCUUAGUUAUUUUGCAUUCCUGCCACCAGCAGCCCUUCGCAGCGGACGCAGACAAACCCUGAAGCAUGUCUGUGGAUCUCAACGGAUACUGGAAGAUGGUUUCCAAUGACAACUUUGAUGACUACAUGAAGGCUCUCGGUGUGAAUGCAGCCAUCAGGACUAUUGCCAGUUUACUAAAGACUGACAAGGACAUAGUUCAGGAUGGGGAUCACUUUCAAAUCAAGACCCUCAGCACCUUCAAAAACUACCACAUGGACUUCCACGUGGGACAAGAGUUUGAAGAGGAUCUCAGCGGCGUGGAUAACAGGAAGUGCAUGACCACCAUCAACUGGGAAGGAGACAAACUGGUUUGUGUUCAGAAGGGAGAGAUUGAAGGAAGAGGAUGGACCCACUGGGUGGUGGGAGAUGAGCUUCAUCUGGAGCUGAGAGCUGGAGGAGCUGUUUGCAAGCAGGUUUACAAGAAGACAACAUGACAUCGCUCUCUUGAGGGAAGAUUGUGCUUCUAGCAGAUACCGACUUCUUCGCUUUGCUCUCUAUUUAUUUGAGACUCAAGGGGAAGCCACACUUAAACAAAUGGGAAACAUUUGACGGGUUUUUUUUGUUUUGCAUGGAGGCAUUGAGCUGGAAAAGCAUGUUUCCUCCUAAUCUCAUCUGCUGGAUAUUAAGAUGGAAUAUUAAAGUGGAAAAUGUUCAUGUUUUUGAUUGUGAAUGAAUUAAAAAGAAAAGCAACUUAACAAAC